AUGGCUUUAAACGUCCUUGGAACAAGGGUAGAAAGAGUGCAUAUCUCAGCUGAUAGGACAAAGGAAAUACCCCUCACAAGGCGCAUGACUAUUAGCGCCUUGGAUAUUGAAUUGGGUGCUUGUGCUUCAUAUGUCCAUAAACGAAUCAAAGAUGGCGAUAUCAAGCCUCAUUCAAAUGCAAUAAAACCAUUGUUGAAAAAUGAUAACAAAAUUUCAAUGAUUAAUUUUUGCAUUUCAAUGAUAGAUGAAAUUGCUCAACCCUCUUUCAAUGGAAUGCAUUAUAUUUUUCAUAUAGAUGAAAAAUGGUUCUACUUGACCAAAGCAGCUCAGAGAUACUACCUAACAGCUGGUGAAGAAGCACCAUUGAGAAAAUGUAAAAGCAAGAAGUUUAUACCGAAAAUAAUGUUCUUUGCUGGUGCCGCACAACCCUGGUUUAACACAAAUUCACAUGUGUUGUUUGAUGGCAAGAUUGAUGUAUGGCCCUUCAAUAAUAAAAAAUGUGCGAAAUGGAAUAAUAAGAAUCGUGAAGUUGGGACUCUUGAGACAAAGCCUAUGCUGUUAAUUACGAAAGCAGUAAUACGUGAGGUUCCUAUAACUAAACUUUUGCCCACAAUCAAAGAAAAGUGGCCACAAUUAGAUGGUUCAUCAACUAUCUUCACACAGCAAGACAAUGCCAAGCCACAUAUUUACGUUCACUAUAUCAAAUUUGUAGAAGCUGCUAGGGACCUUGGUAUGGAUAUACGUUUGUCGUGCCAACCACCAAAUAGUCCUAAUUUAAAUGUGCUUAACCUAGGUUUUUUAGAGCCAUUAAUUCGAUAA
Messenger RNA from Jatropha curcas, 819 nucleotides. RefSeq lists its product as uncharacterized. Lineage: Eukaryota; Viridiplantae; Streptophyta; Magnoliopsida; Malpighiales; Euphorbiaceae. Gene Ontology annotation, molecular function: nucleic acid binding. The record is from RefSeq and is a predicted model, not a curated record.